GACUGCUUUAAAUACAUAAAUUUAUACAAAUAUCUCAUUGUGCAAAAAAAAAGAAGAAGAAGUGAAUCUGCUUACUUUUAUUCUCUUUCUUUACAUCAAAAUUUUUCAGAAGAAUUGUUGAAUAGUGUUUGGUUAGGGGAAGAUGGGGAUAAAGAAAAGUUAUUUGGCAAUGAAGACAGAUGCAGCAGUAGCAAGUGAUCUUAUUGAUUCAGAUUUGAAGGAAAUUGGUUUUGCUGCUAAGAAAUUAGCUAAGCAUGCCAUUAUGCUUGGUGGCAUUGGUUUUGGCACUACUUUUCUCAUGUGGCUUGCUUCUUUUGCUGCAAUUUACUUGUUGAUCUUGGAUCGAACAAACUGGAGGAGCAACAUGCUCACAACUCUCCUAAUUCCUUACAUUUUCUUGAGUCUCCCUUCUUUGUUGUUUGGUUUGUUCAGGGGAGAUUUUGGAAAAUGGCUAUCUUUGAUCGCUGUUGUAACACGCCUUUUCUUCCCUCGACACUUUCCAGAUUGGCUAGAAGCACCAGCAGCACUGGUCCUUCUAAUGGUAGUGGCUCCCAGUUUGUUGGCUGACACUUUCAGGAAUAGUUGGAUUGGUACGUUGGUUUGCCUUGUUAUUGGGUGUUAUCUUUUGCAAGAACACAUUAGAGCAAGUGGAGGAUUCAGGAAUUCUUUCACUAAAGCCAAUGGCAUUUCAAACACUGUUGGGAUCGUCCUCCUUUUGGUAUAUCCGGUCUGGGCGUUGAUUCUACACUUCAUAUAAACAAAGUCGACAAUAUUGGCUCUUCUUUCACGACGACUUGUCAUGAUUGCAAUUUGCUUGGAAGAUUUGAGUGUGAUUGUUUUUUCUUCUGUUGAAUUUUUAGUACACGUUGAGUUAUUCGCUUCCAUUAUCCUAUUACCUUAUUGUUGCAAUUGUUUGUUGAUUUAGUUUCAUUGUUCCUUGAGCCGAGGGUUCUUUCUAUUUUCACAAGGUAGGGGUAAGGUCUACGUACACAUUACCCUCACCAGACCCCACUUGUGGGAUUAUACUGGUUUUGGUGUUGUUGUUAUAAAGUCCAUAUGAGUAAUACUGUAAUAGAUUGCUUGCUUCUUGUCUGAAUAAUGUGUUUUUGUGCCCAAAA
Nicotiana tabacum (common tobacco) is the source of this 1118-nucleotide messenger RNA. RefSeq names its product cold-regulated 413 plasma membrane protein 1. NCBI's taxonomy places the organism in Eukaryota, Viridiplantae, Streptophyta, Magnoliopsida, Solanales, Solanaceae. Gene Ontology annotation, cellular component: membrane. The record is from RefSeq and is a predicted model, not a curated record.